This is a messenger RNA of Spodoptera littoralis (African cotton leafworm), 2276 nucleotides long. Lineage: Eukaryota; Metazoa; Arthropoda; Insecta; Lepidoptera; Noctuidae. The record is from the annotation of a GenBank genome assembly.
CCUAAUUUUAGAGACUGAUACAACGGUACGGUUUAUAUGGUAGACAACAGUAUCUGCGUUAAGUGUUACCAGGUUAAAAUAUAUUAUCCAGUUCUACCAACCUCAAGACAUAAAUUCGUUUACGAGUUGCGUCGUUCAUGGUUCUCCGGAAUGACAGUUGUUUUGUGGUUAUAAAGAUAGAUAGAAAAUUCUAUCUCUAUCUCUUCAACCACCACCAUUCGCAAACCGGGAAGAGUUGUUGCCAGUGAAGGAUGCCUUCAGCCGCGAAUGCAAAGUCCGAAAAACCAGCCUCUUCGGAGGCUAUGGAUAACUCACCGAUAAGACAAAUUAUGACGAUUAUUGAACACAAAAUCCGUAAUUUGGAGAAAAGAAAGAGCAAGUUGACAUCAUAUCGAGACUUGCAAAAAGCUGGAAAAGAACUGAACAGUGAUCAGAAAGUAGCAGUUGCUAAGUAUGAUGAAGUUGCCCAAACUCUAGAGUUUGCAAGAGAGCUUUCUAAGCAAGUUGCAUCAAUAGCUACUUCUGCGGAACGUGAAGCUAAGAAACAAGCAAAAAAGGAUGCAUGGGUUCGGUAUGCAGCAGAGACCAGCAAAAUCCGAGAAGUAUUGCUGGUCUUGGACUGCCUUAACCAAAUGGGGAAUACAGAAGCAAGAAAUGAUUUCUUGAAUGGAACCAAUGGUGCAGUCAAGCUUACCGAAGAGGAUUUGAAAAUUUUAGAUGAUCUAUAUCCUGAAGUGACACCCAAACAUGAGCCUAAUGAGGAGGGCCAACCUGGAUUCCAUACUCAUACUACGAAAGCUGCUGAACAUCUGUAUGCCAUUGUUGAUGGGAAACCUAAAGAAGUUUUGGGUACCACUUACACUCGUAUCAAGGAGAUUGUUAGUGCAGUCCAUGAAUGUGGCUAUUUUGAUCGUUCAGCAGAAAUAAUAACAUCUGAAAUUGAAGAAGUCCAUGGCCUGCCAGUGGAAGCCGAGGUUGUAGAAGCUGUGGAGAAUGACGUGGAGGCUGAGGUGGCCGCUGCCUAUCCGCCGGGGGCUCUGCCAGUGCCACCAGCGCCCGCCGUCGUUCCCGCGCCUGCUUACCCGCUCAGACCACUGCCACCUAUCACGUUACAGGAGGUCGAACAUGCUUAUUUCGCUCAACAGUAUCCUCAACAGAGGCCUAUCGCCGAGGUCAUAGGAUCACAGAAUUUCUUCUUUUUACAAGAGUCUGAGAUCGAUAGCCCCAUCGGCACUCCUCAACCGCCGGUGAUGCCCAAUCAGCCGUCACCUCCGGCGCCCAUUCCAACGCAGACGUUCACGAACCAACACUUCGUGCAGCUGCCGGGCGGGCGCGUGGCGGAGCCGGGCACGCUGGCCAUGGCGCCGCAGCCACACUUCCCCCCGCACCCCGAGCACGCGUUCCCGCCCGGCGCCGUGCCCCUGCAUCCACACCACCCGCACCACGCGCUGCCCCCGCAGCCCGCCGGCCCGCCCCCUGCCGGGCCCCCGCAGCCCGCCGGCCCCCCGCAACCGGUGCAAGUACUAGCCGCCGCGCCGCCACAAGCGCCCUCCGCCGCUCCCGCAGCCGCACCGCCUCGUCCUGAUGAGCGACCGGUCGCGUCGCCUGCAGACGAUAAAAACGACGAUGACGCUAAGGAAGGUGGAAGUCCCGAACGCGACGAAGCUGGUACCGACGAUUUGGACGCGGCGGCGGCGGUGGCAGCGGUAGGGGCGCUCCUAACGGACACCGUGGUCGUGGAGCGUUCCAAAACAGACAAGGAGGCGAAGGCUACCGUGGCAGGCACCCGGGAGACUACCAGGGCAGAUCUGGUAAAGAUGGCUACCAAAACAGACAAUAUGACGGCUAUCAGAACAGACACGGCAAAGACAGUUACCAGAAUCGUGGAGACGACCGUGAUGGAUAUUACGGCAAUGGCGACACUGGUGACAGCCAUCAACAGAAUGAAAAUGGUGGUCGUGACCGAUACAACGACAACCAGAGCUAUCAAGGUGGAUUCAAGGGCCGCGGCAGAGGAGGACCUCGCGGCGGAGCUCGCGGUACGACGCGUCCUCCUCGCGCACAAUUCUUGUAUAAGUUAUGUCACACACGUGACUAUAGUGACGCGGUUCGAGAGGGCCGCUCGUGGCCGCCGUCUGUCGCUCAGUACCUCGUGCGUGCCUCGUCCUCGUGAUAAUAUAAGUACAGGAGAUGUGCACACAACUGACUUGAACACUGUCAACUGGGACCUUUUUCCAAAUCACAUUGAUCUUUGUACUUUAAUACAGUUGGUUUAA